AUGGAAGCAGUGCAACGUAUCAUUAAACUGCUGCAAGGCGCAGAAUUUGUGCCGGGGGUGCUUGACGCGCAGGUUCUGCUUGACUGCGACCUGGAUCUAGUGAUCACGGCCAGCCGAUCACUGUUUAAAGCGCUGGCCCUACUGACCGGCAAGUAUGACUCCGCUGACCGCGAGCUCACGACCUGUAUCAUAGUCAAAGAGGAAGACGGUUCACCAGCGGCGUCGUCACAUUUCGCUUCGGCGGAGUCGAUUGCGGACGAUAGCGACAGCUUGAAAAUAAAGCGAAUGUCGUUAGGACCUUCCGGUGCAGCACUUUUAUGUGACCACCACGAGCAUCCGACUCCAAUCACCGGACCGUUGAGACUAACUACAGAGCCAGUCGAUGCUACUUACGACCUCGACCACAUGCAACUCUACUUUGCAAAGGCCAUGGAAAAGUUCAUGCGAAAAUAA
This is a messenger RNA of Peronospora matthiolae, 453 nucleotides long. The record is from the annotation of a GenBank genome assembly. NCBI's taxonomy places the organism in Eukaryota, Oomycota, Peronosporomycetes, Peronosporales, Peronosporaceae.